AUGAACCGCCGGGAGUUCUCGCGCAGAUUUGAGGCCGAGCUCUACUCGACUUCCGAGUCUGAUGGCAUCGCCCAGUCUGAGCGUGUUCCUCCUCGUGUGCCUACUCCUCCGCCAGCACCGCAGAUCUAUGGCUCCGAUGUCCAGCAAAGUCCACGUUUUCCGACGACUCCCCAGGGUCGUUCCCAGCCCCAAGGGCGUACUCAGCAGCCCCAAGGUCGGGACCGGUCUCUUUAUCCUGAUUUAGAUGGAUUCGAGUUUCCCGCUGGACAUCGCCGUCGUCCCAGCGGAGUACAACUACCUCCUCCGAUUCAUUUCCGCCAGGAGCCGCCAGUCUAUUUACGACCAACUGUAGCAGUGUCCUCAUCGCUGCCCUAUUCCCCCCAUUCGCCGUGGCACCAGGGAUACCCCCAAUACCCCCAAUAUCCCCAAUAUCCCAACUACCAGGCGGCCAGCUAUCCUGGUUACCAAGCUGGUGGCCUCCUUCCACACGCUUAUGGAAGUGCGCCUCCCCAUGGAGCUCCGGCUUCAUAUAUGCGCCCUCCACCAUAUGGAGGACCGUCUCAUUUCCGAGAACCCCCGUUCUCUCCUUACGACAAUGGACCCGGACCGCAAGUCCCGUACCAGCAUAAUCCUCACGGUUACCCCCAUGCCCACCCAGCGCCCCCGGCUCCCGGCCCCCGUCCAUUUCCACACCCAAUCGGCACUCGACGCCGCCGACUUAGCAUCGGCGAAGUGGACCUAUUCGAAGACCCAGAGCGGGUGAGAAUUAGUUCUGAGAUCGAGCUUAAGCAGCGCUUUGUCAGUACCUACAAGCCGCUCGUCGGAGUCAUCGGCCGCAUCGUCAAAGAGCAGCUAGGCCUGGACGACAACCCUCGCGUCAAAUUCGACAUGUACCCGGUGCGCAUGAACGAGGAGCUCUGGCGCCCCCAGAUCCGCCCGGUCACCUCGUCCCGCAGCCCCGUCUUCCAGAUCACGCUGCCGCACUACGACUUCCCCCGCAAUGAGCUCCGCCGCGCCUGCGAGGCCCUCCGCGCCACGCUUGAGCGCUACCACAACCCCUGGUACCGACUCGCGGGAUUCGUGAUGCGCGGCUCGCGCCACACACAGCCUCCCUACGCGGUACGCCGCCGCCACUGGCUAGGCCCCCUGGUGGUGUACGAGUUCUCGUACCCAGAGCUCUACUACCGAGCGGUUAUCCUCGACCCGGAGCAAGUCGAGUUCCGAAUGCUGAACCCGGCUCUUGAGUACGGUGAUUACAGUGACGAUGACCAGGAGGUGCUGGUGGAUGAGAUGUGGAGAGAUGUUCGCCGCCGCCGAGCGCAGAACAUGUAUGCGGGAGCUAGCGUGUAUCCCGCAGAGUGA
Messenger RNA from Hypoxylon fragiforme, 1362 nucleotides. RefSeq lists its product as uncharacterized. NCBI's taxonomy places the organism in Eukaryota, Fungi, Ascomycota, Sordariomycetes, Xylariales, Hypoxylaceae. The transcript has a single exon. The record is from RefSeq and is a predicted model, not a curated record. The coding region runs from base 1 to 1362 and encodes 453 amino acids.